Messenger RNA from Drosophila willistoni, 2284 nucleotides. RefSeq names its product muscle LIM protein Mlp84B (gene Mlp84B). The transcript has a single exon. Gene Ontology annotation, biological process: sarcomere organization; muscle tissue development. NCBI's taxonomy places the organism in Eukaryota, Metazoa, Arthropoda, Insecta, Diptera, Drosophilidae. The coding region runs from base 71 to 1555 and encodes 494 amino acids. Gene Ontology annotation, molecular function: actinin binding; structural constituent of muscle. The record is from RefSeq and is a predicted model, not a curated record. Gene Ontology annotation, cellular component: nucleus; cytoplasm; Z disc.
AAAUAGAUAACAAAAAUAAAUUUAAUUUAUAUCUGAGAUCGAUCAAAGCAUAUAUUAAAACAGUUUAAAUAUGCCUUUCCAACCAAUCGAGGCCCCGAAAUGUCCGCGAUGCGGCAAAAAUGUAUACGCCGCCGAGGAGCGUCUUGCCGGCGGUUAUGUAUUCCACAAGAAUUGCUUUAAAUGCGGCAUGUGCAACAAAUCGCUGGACUCCACCAAUUGCACAGAGCACGAGCGUGAACUCUAUUGCAAGACCUGUCAUGGACGUAAAUUUGGCCCUAAGGGUUAUGGUUUUGGCACUGGAGCGGGCACCCUUUCCAUGGAUAAUGGCGAACAGUUUUUGCGGGUCAAUGGCAGCGAGCCUGGAGUAAGGAAUGGCGCCCGCCUGGAACCCCGUGCCAUUGCCAAGGCCCCAGAGGGUGAAGGUUGCCCACGUUGCGGUGGUUAUGUUUAUGCCGCCGAACAAAUGUUAGCCCGUGGUCGAAGCUGGCACAAAGAGUGCUUCAAAUGCGGCACCUGCAAAAAGGGAUUGGAUUCGAUACUGUGCUGUGAAGCUCCCGAUAAGAACAUUUACUGCAAGGGAUGCUACGCCAAGAAAUUUGGACCCAAAGGCUAUGGUUAUGGCCAGGGCGGUGGUGCCCUUCAAUCGGAUUGUUAUGCCCAUGACGAUGGUGCUCCACAGAUCCGGGCUGCCAUCGAUGUGGAUAAGAUCCAGGCCCGUCCCGGUGAGGGUUGCCCACGUUGCGGCGGUGUGGUCUUUGCCGCCGAGCAGAAACUAUCGAAGGGUCGGGAAUGGCACAAGAAGUGCUUCAAUUGCAAAGACUGUCACAAGACCCUUGACUCGAUCAAUGCCAGCGAUGGUCCCGAUCGUGAUGUAUAUUGUCGAACCUGUUAUGGCAAAAAGUGGGGUCCCCACGGCUACGGUUUUGCCUGCGGCUCCGGAUUUUUGCAAACUGAUGGCCUAACUGAGGAUCAAAUUAGUGCCAACCGUCCGUUUUACAAUCCCGAUACCACCUCCAUUAAGGCACGCGAGGGUGAGGGAUGUCCCCGUUGCGGAGGCGCCGUGUUCGCAGCCGAACAGCAAUUGUCCAAGGGCAAGGUUUGGCACAAGAAAUGCUACAAUUGUGGCGACUGUCAUCGUCCUUUGGAUUCGGUUUUGGCUUGUGAUGGACCUGACGGAGAUAUACAUUGCCGUGCCUGUUAUGGCAAACUCUUUGGCCCCAAGGGAUUCGGUUAUGGCCAUGCUCCAACUCUGGUGUCCACCAGUGGUGAGUCGACAAUUCAAUUCCCAGAUGGACGUCCAUUCAAUGGUCAAAAGACUUCGGGUGGUUGCCCACGUUGUGGUUUUGCUGUUUUCGCCGCCGAACAGAUGAUCAGUAAAACGCGCAUUUGGCACAAACGCUGUUUCUAUUGUUCCGAUUGCCGUAAAUCCCUAGAUUCCACCAAUCUUAAUGAUGGACCAGAUGGUGAUAUCUAUUGCCGGGCCUGCUAUGGUCGCAAUUUUGGACCCAAGGGUGUAGGCUAUGGUCUAGGAGCGGGAGCUUUAACAACGUUCUAAAAACCUUUCCGAUUUCUUCUACUUUAUGCUUCCCCAACUCUUUAUUUCUUAUGUGUCUUAACCAUCAUAAAAAAAAAACAAAAAACAAAAAAAAAAAACCCAAAUUAGCUGACGUAGUCUUCGUUUUUACUUUUCAACGAUUUUUGAUGAACGACCCCCCAUUUGUUUUAGGUUAUGUGAAAAAAAGAUAUGAGAAGAAAAAAAAAAUAAAAUUUUAAAAUCUUACAAAAAAAAAAAGAAACAUUUUACGAAUCUAUACGAAACUAACCAGCGAACACAUAACUAACUAACGAUGUAUCACGACAAGAGAAACAACGGUAAUUUAUUCUUUCGGUGGUACAGUCAGCACCUAUGAAAUUUGGCUAGCUAACUGACUAUAGAAGAGGCAACAUCGAGGAGGGAUCCUCUCGAUGCAUCCUUAUAAACAAAAACGAGCCCGAAUGUCGAUUAUCGUUUUGUGUGUUUUAAGCUCCAAAAUUAAAAUACAAAAAACACACAAAAUGGAAGAGUUCUGAUAAAUUUAAUAUUGAAAAUGAUAUUUAUGUAUAUUUUAUAUAUGAUUAGUGCUUACGAUAUAUACAAUACUUACGAAACCUUGAUAAAAAUGUAUAAAAUGUGUAAUAUUGAAGAAAACUUUAUACAAAAACAAAUCAUACCAACACACACACUCUCAAGUAUAACAUCCAUAAUAUAUAUGCCCCAGUGGGUUCCAUGAAGAAAAAACAAAAA